UUCUUGAUAGUGGCAGUGGAUUAUUUCACAAAGUGGGUGGAGGCCGAGCCCUUGGCGAAAAUCACGGAGGAGAAAGUAAUUAAAUUUCUAUACAACAACAUUUGCUGCAGGUUCGGCAUACCCAAAGUAUUGAUUUCCGACAAUAGUACUCAGUUCAACGGCAAGCGGAUUCGAGCGUGGUGUGAAGACAUGAAAAUCGAGCAACACUUUGCUUCUGUUGCUCAUCCGCAAGCCAAUGGCCAGGUCGAAGUAACCAACCGAAUUAUACUGAAUGGGCUAAAAACAAAGCUGGAAAAAGCCUCGGGGGCAUGGGUCGAUGAGUUGAGCUCGGUACUUUGGGCGUAUCGCACAACCCCGAGGUCGACAACAGGAGAAACCCCCUUCAGUUUAGCUUAUGGAAUGGAAGCCUUGCUGCCGGUCGAGGUCGAACUAUCAUCCCAGAGGUCGAGCACAUACAAUACUGAGCAGAACGAGGACCUAAUGAUGGCGGCCUUGGAUACUAUUGAGGAGCUGCGUGGAAGAGCAGCAAUCAGGGUGGAGGCAUACAAGCAAAGGAUGCGAGCCGCUUAUUACAAAAAGGUGAAAAUUCGCAGACUCCAAGUAGGCGACCUGGUUUGGAAACGUGUCGACGUGCUCAAGCAUGUGGGAAAACUAGAACCAAACUGGGAGGGACCAUACUUGGUCGACCGAGUGCAUGUAGCCUCCAGCUCAGCUCGAGCAGCCUCUGCCUGCACCCGAGCAGCCUCCGCUUGUGCUCGAGUAGCCUCCGACUGCACUCAAGCAGCCUCCGACUGCGCUCGAGCCGCCUCUGCUUGGGUUCGAGCAAUCCGCUCUUGCUCGAGCGCAGUCUCCUUCUCCUUUAGCGCGAUUUCUUUUUCGGCCACCGCAACCUCCUUUAUCACGAGAGCGGCUUCUCUCUCCGCGAGAGCCUCAUUCUUCUUUGUGAGUUCUCCGUCAAGGGAUUUAAGCUUGACUUCAAGCUCAGUCUUCUGCUCGGUAUGCGUCUCGCGGAGCUUAGCGUUGUGGUUCAGGAGGGUCGAGUUUUUAUCUUGCAUCACCAACGCUGCCGUGGCUCGCCUCGAGCAGCACCUGGAGGAGGUGUUGCGUGGGUUCCAGCGACAGCAGCAGCAGGAGCCACCACGGGUGAACGCACGCGAGCGUCUAAGGCAACAGGAGCAGCAGCUGGCUGAGCACAACCCCGACGAGGAGGAAGAGUACGAGCAGCGGUCGCAGGCGUCGAGCGUUCAUGAGCGAGCUCGCAUCGAGAAGCCAAGGAUCGCGCUCUCGACGUUCACGGGAACCAACCCCGACGCUUGGCUGAACAGGGCGGUGCAAUUCUUCGAUUUAAAUGAGAUGCCGCAACGUGACUGGGUUCGUUAUGCCGCGUACUAUUUAGGUGGUGAGGCCAACGUGUGGUGGCAGUGGCUCACGCGCGUGUAUCGCGGGCGGCAACAACCAAUCUGUUGGGAAGAUUUUGAACGAGAGCUCCUUACGCGUUUCGGGAACUCAGACUAUCAUAACCACGACGAGGCGCUUACUCGGAUCCGGCAGACAGGGAGUGUACGUGACUACCUAAAAGAGUUCGAGAGGUUGGCGUGCCGGGUUCGCGGGUGGCCGGAAAGCGCGCUUGUUGGCGCGUUUGUUGGAGGGCUUAGGUAUGAUCUCGCGGCUGAAGUGCGAUUGGAGAGGCCGGAGACCAUGCAUAAGGCCAUGGAAGUUGCUAUGAGACGGGAGGAUCACUUGGCCGCGACUCGAAGGGGACAGGCAGAUUUUCGUGUCCCGGAGCCGCGGCGUGUGCCGGCGACCGUGGGCGCACCUAGUGCGAACGCGAGGCCGUCGGGCACAUUUAGACCCCCAGCAACCGAGGUGAAGAGGUUGACGGAGGAGGAUAUGGCGCGGAGACGAGAGAAAGGGCUGUGUUUCCGGUGCGAGGAAAAGUACACGCCGGGACAUCGAUGCAAGCAGAAUUACUUGAUCGAGUUUGUGGACUCGGAUGACGAGGAGCCGGUGAUCGAAGAAGAACGAGAGGUGGAGGUCGAGGUGCUCGAUGAAGAGGCCGAGAUCUCUGUACACGCCAUGGCGGGCACCAAGGGGUUGAGGACGAUGCGUUUGCCUGCGUGGGUAAAGGAUCAGCGAGUGACUGUGCUCGUGGACAAUGGGUCGUCGCACAACUUCAUUAAUGCGACGCUAUCUCACAAGCUUAAACUACCCACGUCCAUGGUCGAGCCGUUCGAGGUGCGAGUGGCUAAUGGAGAGAGACUGCGGUGCUCGAAGGUGUACCGAGGCGUGCCGAUCAAGUUUCAAGGAGUGACGGUGAAGGCGGAUUUGUUCGCCUUACCUUUGGUGGGACCGGAUGUGGUGCUUGGGGUGCAGUGGCUCGAGGGACUAGGAGAUGUGACGACUAAUUACCGGAAG
Molecule: messenger RNA, 2415 nt
Organism: Striga hermonthica
Lineage: Eukaryota; Viridiplantae; Streptophyta; Magnoliopsida; Lamiales; Orobanchaceae
Source: the annotation of a GenBank genome assembly